AUGAAUGAAGACGAUCUCUCUUGCUCCGAUUCUCCCAGAAACCGCGGCGUAACUGUGGAGCAGUGCCAACGCAUGAUUCAGAAGAGUCUCCUUUCUCCGCAGGUGAGGUUCUUGAGGGAACAGUUGGAAAAAGCUGGGUGUCUCGUAGGGGAUAAUUUCAUCAAAUCUGUUAAAUGCGACGAGAGCGGAAUAGCUGGCGGUUACACUAAGGGUAAAGGGAUAGUUGUGUGCUGCAACGAGAUGGAAUCUCAAGAUAACGUUGACCAAGUGCUAAAGCAUGAACUUAUUCAUGUAUUUGAUGACUGUCGUGCUGCAAACUUGGAUUGGACAAAAUGUGCGCACCAUGCUUGUAGCGAGGUUCCUAUAAGAGCUGGUCAUUUAAGUGGUGAUUGCCAUUUCAAACGGGAACUUUUUAAAUUAACUUCCUUGAAAAUUCGAGGGCAUGAACAAGAAUGCAUCAGAAGACGAGUUAUGAAAUCAUUGUCUGCAAAUCCUUAUUGCUCUGGUGUGGCCAAGGCUGCUCUGGAAUCUGUAUGGGAUGUUUGUUACAAUGAUACAGAGCCUUACGACAGAGCUCUCUAA
Sphenostylis stenocarpa is the source of this 582-nucleotide messenger RNA. The record is from the annotation of a GenBank genome assembly. NCBI's taxonomy places the organism in Eukaryota, Viridiplantae, Streptophyta, Magnoliopsida, Fabales, Fabaceae.